Messenger RNA from Phialemonium atrogriseum, 1085 nucleotides. RefSeq names its product putative vacuolar atp synthase. The transcript has 3 exons. The record is from RefSeq and is a predicted model, not a curated record. NCBI's taxonomy places the organism in Eukaryota, Fungi, Ascomycota, Sordariomycetes, Cephalothecales, Cephalothecaceae. The coding region runs from base 204 to 896 and encodes 230 amino acids. Gene Ontology annotation, molecular function: proton-transporting ATPase activity, rotational mechanism. Gene Ontology annotation, biological process: proton transmembrane transport. Gene Ontology annotation, cellular component: proton-transporting two-sector ATPase complex, catalytic domain.
AGGAGGUAGGAAGUUGAGCAAUCGCCGAAGCAUCCCAACAAAGAGAGUCCCGAGUCUCUUGCGACACGACCUUUAACUUCCCCCCGACCUGAUCUACAUGAUCCGAGCUGCUCGGCUUCUCUUCAUCGGCCGCUUGUUCUGGACCUGGACGCCGGCCCUCAAGCUCCGUUGAUACCAGAUAGUUCACAGCUCCCGCCAUCAUCAUGUCGCAAGUCCACGCAUUGUCCGACGACCAGGUCGGACAAGAGCUCCGCAAGAUGACGGCUUUCAUCAAGCAGGAGGCGACGGAGAAGGCGCGCGAGAUUGAGAUCAAAGCCAACGAGGAGUUCGCCAUCGAGAAGUCGCGGCUCGUGCAGCAGGAGACGGACGCCAUCGACGGCAGCUACGAGAAGAAGUUCAAGCAGGCGACCAUGUCGCAGCAGAUCACGCGCUCGACCGUGGCCAACAAGACGCGCCUCCGCGUCCUCGCCGCCCGCCAGGCCCUGCUCGAGGACAUCUUCGACGCCGCCGAGGCCCAGCUCGGCGACGCCGUCAAGGACAAGCGCCGCCACCGCUCCGUCCUCGCCGCCCUCGUCCUCGAGGCCGCAUACGCCAUGGACGAGCCCGCCAUCCUGGUCCGCGCCCGGAAGCAGGACUACGACGUCGUGCGCAAGGCCAUCGACGAAGCGACCAAGGAAUAUAGCAAGGCGCUGGGCAGGGACCUCAGUGCCACCAUUGACGAGGACAACCCCUUGCCCGAGGGAUGCCCUGGAGGAGUGUCGAUUGUCGGGGGUGGAGGCAAGAUUGAGAUCGACAACACAUUCGAAGCUCGGAUGCGGCUCCUGAAGGACAGCGCCCUACCCGCGGUUCGAGAGUCCCUGUUCGGCAAGAACCCGAACCGCAGAUUUUACGACUGAAUGUUGCGUUUCCUUCUCACGGCUUCGUAGAUUCGGGCCAAUGAUAUGUUCAUCAUCAGCAUGGGUUGGACUGGCUGCUGGGAGUGUGCCUUGAUUCUGGUGCAUUUGCGAUAACCGCCCGCUUGAAUUGGGUGCGUCAUUUUAGAAUUUGUAUGUUAUAUGUUGCCACACACGGUAAUGAAGUCUUCC